UUUCAUUUCCAUACAAAUCUCCAAACACAAUUCUAUUUAAUUAAUCGAUGAGGUUGAGAACAGGUUAUUGAGCAUUGAUUGAAAGUCUCCAAUAUCUCCUCCUUCCUCCCCGCAGCCACCGUAAACAAUGGACGCAGCGAGGAUAAAGUCGGCGACCACGCCGCAGGAGAUAAUCGAGCGUGACGAAGCCGGCAAUAUCAGAACGACGUAUAUCCUCUCCUCAAAUGGAGAAGGUCGAGAACGGCUCGACCUCUUGCCCCCUCCACGAAGCAAAUCGGUCCCCGAGCAACUCCUGGACGUAUUCUUGCCGGCGGGAUAUCCCCAGAGCGUCACUGAGGAUUACAUAUAGUGUGUAACACGGGUGGAGUAUUUGCAGUUUGUCUCUCAGUCAGCCGGACGCUGACGCAGUAUGGGGAUUGGGUGGGU
Messenger RNA from Eremomyces bilateralis CBS 781.70, 426 nucleotides. RefSeq lists its product as uncharacterized. The record is from RefSeq and is a predicted model, not a curated record. NCBI's taxonomy places the organism in Eukaryota, Fungi, Ascomycota, Dothideomycetes, Eremomycetales, Eremomycetaceae. The coding region runs from base 128 to 349 and encodes 73 amino acids. The transcript is spliced from 2 exons.